CAGGAAGGGGAAGUCACAGUUCAAGAAACUAGUCAUGUAAAAAUAACUAACUCUGCUCUGUACUUGUUUUAUUUAAGAGGAAAAAGGCUUCAGACUCAGAACAUGUUCGGCGGAGAGGACGAGGACGGAGACUUCCUGUCUCCGUCAGGAGGGGCCAAGCUGGCCUCCCUGUUUGGACUAGACCAGGAAGCCAGUCAGGGGAAUGAGUCAUUUCAGUAUACAGCCCCCAAACAGCCCAGGAAGAGCUCCACCCCAGCGCCGCCCACCCAGAAACAAGCUCCACCACCUGGAGCUCCAGCAGUGUUAUAUGCCACAGCAGUCCAAGCCUUCAGAUAUAUUAACGGCCAGUAUGUGAAGCAGGGGAAGCUGGGAGCAGCCGCGCUGGGCAACCACACAACAAAAGAGUACAAACUGCUUCUGUACUUGAGCCAACAGAAACAAGUGACCGCUGCCAAGAUUCAUACGGGCUUUGUUUUCACGGUACAACCAAACAACUACUGCACUUUUUACGACGACCAGAGGCAGAACUGGUCCCUGAUGUUUGAAUCGGAGAGAGCUUCAUCAGACUUCUGCAAGGAGGUGUGUUUGGCGAAAGCAAACAGCACGGCCUCCUUAGAUGCUGUGGUGGUUCAGGACCUGAGUCUCGGGGAGGGGCAGGGGGUGGAGAAUGGAGACUGUCUGGAGGUGUUGUACACAGGCUGGCUCCUGCAGAACCACACAAUCGGCCAGAUGUUUGACUCCAACCAGAACAAAGACAAGUUGCUGCGACUGAAAAUCGGAGCUGGAAAAGUGAUAAAAGGCUGGGAGGAAGGGAUGCUGGGGAUGAAGAAGGCUGGCCGCCGUCUCAUCAUCGUCCCACCCAGCCUCGCUUACGGAUCCAAGGGAGUCGCCAACUGUGUCCCGGCUAACAGCACUCUUAUCUUUGAAGCAGAGCUUCGGCGGGUGAAGUUUUCAAAGGACAGUGGCUCUGAUCGGGCCAGUGUCAGCUCCAGAGACUCUGCUGCCCCGUCUCCUGCUCCUCCCUCAGUCCCCAGUGUGGAGAAUCUGACCCCAGAGCCCACACUCCAGAAGGCUGCCCCAGACCCAGGCAGACCAGGGGAGCCUCCACUUCGUGCAAAGUCAAACUCCCUCAGUGAACAGCUGGCAAAUCCAGACGCCACUAAAGCCAAGCUGAUUUCCCGCAUGGCGAAGAUGGGUCAGCCCAUGUUGCCCUUUCUGGCAGGAGUGGCGAGCCAGCCUGAAUCCAGCGACUCUGAGCUUGAGGACACCAGUAGCAGUAGAGUGAAGGAUCGGCCUGUAGCUUCAUCUCCAGUGCAGAUCUCCAUUGCUGCUCCAGCUUCAGCACACGCACAUCCUCAUCCUCACAGUGCACCACCUUCUGCCUUACUUCCUGUUAUGACCACUGUUGCCCCACAGCCCGGGCUGCCAGACAGCAGCCGUGCCUUUCAGCCUUACACCUAUACUCAGAGCUCUGUGGCUCCAUCUCAGCUGCAGCAUGUUGGCCAGGUCUACCCUGCACAAACUGUCCCAUAUGUGGGCUCCGGUGACCUGACUUCCUUCCUGAUGACUGAGGCACGCCAGCACAACACAGAAGUCCGGUUAGCUGUCGGAAAAGUAGCAGAUAAAGUGGAUCAACUGGCCUCAAAGAUCGACGACCUUCAAAGGCAGGGGAGUCUUUCCAUGGGUGUGUCUGGUCUGUCGAUGGAGACCUCCAUGAUCGUGCACAACAUCCAGAGAAUUGUGCAGGAAAACGAAUGUUUAAAGAAAGAAGUGUUUGAGAAAAGUUCUCGCAUUGAGGAGCAAAACUGUAAGAUUGGGGAACUCAUCAACCAGAACCAGAGGUACGUGGAGCAGAGUAACCUGCUGAUGGAACAGAGAAACGACUCCCUCAAAUCAUCCAGUGAACACAACCAGGCCAGACUCCUGCAGGCUGAGCAGGACAAGGUUCGUCUAACAGAAGAUCUGGCUUCAUCUGCAGCCCGGCUGUCCCAGCUGCAGCUGGAAGCCACAGCUCACCAGCAGAAGGCCGUGGAGCUGCAGAGUAAACUGAGCUCAGUGCUGCAGGACGGUGAGAGCCACUGCCAACGCAUCGCUGCCCUGGAGACACAGCAGGAAGAGCUGAAGGAGGUGGCAGAGAGGGCUCAGGCCCAGUACCGCUCAGAGAAGCAACGACGCAAAGAGAUGGAGCUGAGAGUCAACAACAUGGAGGAGGAAGUGCAGGACCUGAAGACCGACAGAGAGGGUCUAGAACGAACACUAUUGGACAGAAAGAAGAAGUGGCAGGCUGAGCGCCAGCGUCGGGACGAGGAGGUGGAGGACCUCCGCAAGAGCAGCCAGCAGGAGGUGGACAACCUCCGAGCUCAGCUUCGCAAGGCCAGGACCAGCACUGACACCGCCGUGUCAGAACAGUUGUCUCAGCUGCAGGCGGAGCUGGACGACGACUGGAAGAGGAAGUGUGAGCAGAUGUUGGCCUCUGCUAAAGAGCAGCACAGGAGAGAGCUGAUUGACCUAUCAGAGCAGAGAGAUGCUCUGCAGGACAAGAUGACCCAGCUGGAGGAGAAGUUUACAGCUCUGAAGCAGUCGAGGGAUUCAGAGGAGCAGAGGUUUCUGCAGCAGCACGGUCAGACUGAGGAGCUGCAGGCCCUGCAGGAGAAGUACACAGCCUUGGAGAGACAAGGAGGAGCUGUGAGGGAGAAGCUUGAAAGAAGAGUAUCUGAACUGGAGAAGAAACUGGUAGAGCAGGAGAGUUCAGGAGACACUGCAGCAGAGGUGAAGCGCGUGAUGAAUGGAGUAUUUCAUUCUCUGCGAGGGGAGUUUGAUGUCAGUGAAUCCUACAGUGGACAGGCUGUGCUGGGGGUGAUUGUCUCCACCAUUAAGAAUGUAACUCUGCAGCUGCUCAGUGGCUCCGACACGUCGUCCUCCCUCCAUAAGAAAGAAGAGGAAGCCGAGGAACAGGAGGAAGAAGAAAGUGAUGAUGUGAAACGAAGAAAGGAGAAGCCUCAUCAGAAUGUACAUGUGAAUGGAGAGAGACAAGUCAAAGAGGAAGAGAAGGAGGAUCAGGAGGAGGAGGAGGAGGAGGAGGAACAUGUGGCUGAGCUGGAUUCUCACCAUAUCAGUGGGACCCAGAUGAAUCAGGAUGUAGCAGCAGAGAUAGAGACUGAGACAGUAACUGAGUCAAAGACACAAAGCCAGACAGAGGCUUCACAGGCCACCGAUCUCCAUCCAGCUUCAUCCACUGAACACAAACCACAGGGGACAGAGUUUGAAGUUCAGCAGGAGCUAGGAGAAACCACCCCAGAACCAGAAGACAAGUCUGCAGAUCCAGAUGAUGGAUUUGAUGAGAGUUCACCACCUGAGGAUGAACAGGAACCUGUGUCAGGCAAAAACAAUGUAGAGCAUGAAGCAGAAAUAAAUACUGCUUCUCAGAAAGCUUUUGGACCCCCAGCCGACCCACCACCACCACCAACUGCACUGCAGGACAGCUCAGGAGAGCACACACUUCUGACUGGGGGAAUUGGUGAGAAAAAUGGAAAGGAGACAUUUUUCCAGAUCACAACUCCUGCCAACCCCCCCACAGCACCCAGCGAGGAGGACGAGGAGGAUGAGAUGAGUUUGAAGGGGCGUCCACCCCCCGCCCCUCUGUUUGGUGAUGAUGAGGAUGAUAAUGAUCUGGACUGGCUGAACUGAGAUGGAACCAGAAUCAUUUAAUAAUCAAUACUAAAAACAGCAAGGUGCCUCACCUGCUGUUUCCCCUGGUGGAGCAGCGAGGAUGACGUCAGGAGCUUCAGCAGAUGAGUGUGCGUGGACCGAGCGGCCCAGCUCUUCACCCCUGUGUUGUUCUGCUGACUGACACCUGUUGUUACGGCGACCUGGAGAACAAACCCUCAUUCUGAGGCUCUGAUUCUGGUUGAAAUAAGCCUGUAAUUCACAGAGGAAUCAAAACAAAUACUGUUCAUUAAUCAUGUGAUACCUGUUGGUGAUGUCAUUCAAUACCAAAUUUUUACAUGUAGCAGAUUAGUUUGUUGAAUCAGCAGUGAUCGGACUGUACCAUGGUUAUUAAUUGUUAGCUUGCUGCUUUAAGAAUAGAGGUUUUACACAAUUUUGCUAAUCUGAAAUUCAAUUCAGAAAAUAAAUGACAUGGAAAACGUGA
This is a messenger RNA of Seriola dumerili (greater amberjack), 4150 nucleotides long. It is a transcript of the gene fkbp15b, whose product is annotated as FK506 binding protein 15. Gene Ontology annotation, cellular component: growth cone. The record is from RefSeq and is a predicted model, not a curated record. NCBI's taxonomy places the organism in Eukaryota, Metazoa, Chordata, Actinopteri, Carangiformes, Carangidae. Gene Ontology annotation, molecular function: peptidyl-prolyl cis-trans isomerase activity. The transcript is spliced from 29 exons. Bases 103 to 3687 code for a protein of 1194 amino acids.